This is a messenger RNA of Falco peregrinus (peregrine falcon), 5109 nucleotides long. It is a transcript of the gene ARID3A, whose product is annotated as AT-rich interaction domain 3A. Gene Ontology annotation, molecular function: DNA binding. Gene Ontology annotation, biological process: regulation of transcription by RNA polymerase II. Gene Ontology annotation, cellular component: nucleus. Lineage: Eukaryota; Metazoa; Chordata; Aves; Falconiformes; Falconidae. The record is from RefSeq and is a predicted model, not a curated record.
GUGGCGCGGGGCGGGGCGGGGCCGGGCCCUGCCGCCCGCCCGCGGGGAGAGCAGCCGCCGUGCGGGCACCGAGCGCACCCCCGGCCCCCGCCGCAGCCCGAGCCCCGGGCGGCCGCGGCUGCUAUGCGGCUUCGCGGCGCACGGCCUCCACCGGGUUUGCGCCAACGCCUUCUGGAAGCCAAGCUGGCCGAGGACUAGGGACGCCUGGCCGCAAGUGGGGGGACUCCACGCUGACCCCAGGCUGCUGACCCCCCCGAAGGUGCCUGGUUGGCGGGCGAGGGGCGAUGUGCUGGGCUGCGGCCGCUGCCUGUUGAGCCUGGGGACUUUUCGGCACCUGCCCACAGCGUGCUCGCCGACAGCGGCAGCACCCUGAUCCCCACGAGCGACCCCGUGCCCGCAGCUCCCACCGGAACCCUUGAGUGAAGGAGACGUCGGGGCAAGGCUGAGGGGGGUCAGGGGGCACAUCCUUCUGCCCUGACCCGGCGGCAGCAGCGAUUCCUGCCCUGACACCCCCACGGCGCUGCAGACCCUCCGCUGCCCGUGCCCCCCCCGGGCCCCGGCAGCCCCCUUGCAGGGCUGCCCCCCCCGGCGCUGCCCAGCCUGGGCCUCCAGCCCCACUGGAGCGCGGCAGCCUGCCGGGUGCUGCCCCCCGCACCUCCGGGGCAUUGCCCCCCGGGUGCGUCGCCCCUCGCCCCCCCGGGGACCCACCGCCCGCCGGCAGAGCCAUGAAGCUGCAGGCGGUGAUGGAGAACCUGCAGCGGCAGCAGCGCGCACUGCUGCAGCAGGCACUGGAAGCGCGGCAGCAGGAGCAGCAGCAGCAGCGCUCCACACCUCCCCCGGCGCAGCCACCGCCGGCCCCGGGGCAGACCCCUGCCAGCACCCCGGCCCGGGGCCGUGGCCAGGAUCCGGCCCCAGCACCCCUGGAGGAGGGAGUGGAGCCUGAGAGCGCGCACAUCCAGCGGGCGCAGAUGGCUGCUCUGGCCGCCAUGCGGGCAGCCGCCGCCGGCCUCAGCCACUCGUCCAGCCCGGGGCUGUCGGAUGAGAGCCAGGCCUCCGAGGAGGAGGAAGAGGAGGAAGAGGAGCGCGGUGAAGAGGAGGAAGAGGAGGAUGGCGCAUACCAGCAGGAGAUGGGCUCAGAGGAGGAGGAGGAGGAGGAGGGCCUGAAGGGCAACUGGGUUGUAGACGACUUUGAGGAGGACCUGGGUGAGGAGGAAGAGGAAGAAGAGGAGGAGGAGGAAGAGGAAGACUAUGAGGAGGAGGAAGACAUGGGAGAAGAAGGGCUCAGCUCAGCAGAGGCGGUGCGGGCAGGCGCAGGAUCCUUGCUGCUCCGCAAGCCCCCGGCACCCCAGCACUACCGGGGCGAGCCGCAGCGGCUGCCGGGUGGGCAGGAGCGGGUCCCCUCCGGACUGGGCCACGCGCAGCCCCCGCCACCGGCACCUGACCAUGGCGACUGGACCUACGAGGAGCAGUUCAAGCAACUGUACGAGCUGGAUGGCGACCCCAGGAGGAAGGAGUUCCUGGACGACCUCUUCAGCUUCAUGCAGAAGCGAGGGACCCCCGUCAACCGGAUCCCCAUCAUGGCCAAGCAGGUGCUGGACCUGUACAUGCUGUACACGCUGGUGACGGAGAAGGGCGGCCUGGUGGAGGUGAUCAACAAGAAGCUGUGGCGGGAGAUCACCAAGGGGCUCAACCUGCCCACCUCCAUCACCAGCGCUGCCUUCACCCUGCGCACCCAGUACAUGAAGUACCUGUACCCCUACGAAUGUGAGAAGCGAGGGCUGAGCAACCCCAACGAGCUGCAGGCGGCCAUCGACAGCAACCGGCGGGAGGGCCGCCGGCAGGGCUUCGGCAGCUCCCUCUUCACCUACUCGCCCGGCGGCACCCACGGCCUCCUCUCCUCCCCCAAGCUGCCGGUGCCAGCGUUGGGGCUGGCCUCCGCCACCAACGGCGGGUCCAUUGCUCCUGUCCAGAAGAUCAAGAAAGAGGAGGACUCCCCCAUCCCCAUCUCCAUGCCCAGCCGGCUCCCGGUCUCGCUGGCUGGCCACCCGGUGGUGGCAGCCCAGGCGGCUGCGGUGCAGGUGGCAGCAGCCGCCCAAGCCGCGGCCCUGGAGCAGCUGCGGGAGAAGCUGGAGUCGGGGGAGCCCCCGGAGAAGAAGAUGGCGCUGGUGACAGAUGAGCAGCAGCGGCUGAUGCAGCGGGCGCUGCAGCAGAACCUCCUGGCCAUGACGGCCCAGCUGCCCAUGAGCAUCCGAAUCAACAGCCAGGGCACCCGCUCGCCAGAGAACCGUCAGGACUCCACUGCCGGCCUGAGCAGCAACGGCACCAACAGCAUCAGCAUGUCAGUUGAGAUCAACGGUAUCGUCUACACAGGUGUGCUGUUCGCCCAGACGCCCGGCCCUUCCUCCUCCUCUUCCUCCUCCUCCUCCUCGCUCCCCUCCUCUGCCUACAGCAAAGGCAAUGGCAGCAGCGGUGGCAGCCGGAGCAGUGGCAGCGGUGGCAGCGGCGGGGUGGGGAGCAGCGGCGGUGGCAGUGGUGGCAGCGUCCCCCCUGCAGCCCCGGCCAGCCUGGCCGUGCCCCCCAGCUCUACCUCCAACAACACUUCGCCUUAACGCCCCUGGCCCCCCGGCCCCUUCCCCUCGCCAACGCCAGCAGCCGCGGUGAGGGGGCAGAGCUCGCCCUGCAUCGCCGGGGCGCGGUGGGCUGGGGUCUCGCCGGGCUGGGGUCUCGCCGGGCUGGGGUCUCGCCGGGCUCUGCCCUUGUUCUCCUGUUGUUGGGUUUUCCUUUGCCAGGCAGAAAAGCUUUAGCCAGGGGGGUUUUGUCGGAGCCGCCGGCUGUCCUGCUGCGCCGCUCUGGUCCAGGACCGUUUUACCUCACUCACAUCACACUUUGCACUGUACAUUUAUUAUUAUUAUUAUUAUUUUUUAACUCGUGUUACCUCCAGACAGACGCACGGACGCCUGCUGACGCGAGCUUUAGUGAAACCCCCCGGCACUCUCUUAACAGAAAAAAAAAAGAUAAAAAAAAAAAAAAUAAUUGGAAAUCGGGAGAUAUUUUAUUCAUUUAGAUCCUUUUCCCUCCCCCUUUAUUUUGAGAACUACACUCACUAUAUGGGAUUUUAAGAGGUUGUUGUUUGAUUGUUUUGUUGUAAAUAGCUUCUAUUUUAUUCUCUAAAAAGAAAAGAAGAGAAAAGAAUCAAACUUUAACAUGCAAAUGAUAUAUAUUAGUGUUCAUCAGGGAAACGGGAGCUUGGAAACCGCCUGACCUCCUUUCUCCUCUCACUGUCGGUGGCCGACUCCAGCUCUGCUCCUUCCCCUGGGAACCCUGCGGGCACCCCAAGACCCCCAGGGGUUUGUAUGGGGCUGGGGGGUCUCAUCCUGGUGGGGCUGUGCCAGCAGCUGGCAGGGCUGGCAGCCCCCCAGCACGGGCAACCUGCCUGCACCCCGCAGCCUCCAGCCUCCUCCGGUCUCUGUGCAGGGGCUGGGGGUCUGUGCCCACCUUUGGGGGUCCUGCAAUGGGGGGUGGGCAACAUGCUGUUCCCCUGCCCAUCCCACCUGGCCGGCGCAUCCUUGGGAACUCGCUGCUUUUGGGCUGUUGCUUCACUGGAGAAAAUUGAGCCCAAAGCCAUUGCCCUCCCCCCCGCCUCGCCAAACCCCCAACCCACACCGGGGGGGGGGGGGGUCCGACAUGGAACCACAGCAGCGAUUUGGGCUGAUUUGCUCAUCCAAGGCAGCAUCCCCCCCCUGCACCCCCCCACCAUCCCCAUGGGGUAAAGGGGGGCAAGCAGGGCCAGGAGCUGGGCUGCACUGGCAAUUUUUAUUUUUAUCCCCCCCCCAAUACUACUGUGCAGAGCCAAUUUGGGUGUAUUUUUCUCCAAAAAGCAGCAGUUUAGCGAGAGCAGGAUCCGGCCAAUGUAUGGGGGGGUUCUAUAGGGGACCGGUGUAAAAUAUUCAAUUUAGCAAUGGGAUGCAGGAGCCCAUAUCCAUGAUGGUAAUUUUUUUUUUUUUUUGGGGGGGGGGGGCUGUGGGAUGCUCCGGAGGUCCCGAAGGAUGCUCAUCCUUCAGGACCUCCAGAGCAUCCCGCAGCCCCAGCCUUGAGCAUUUAUUUUAAGCAUCAUUAUCUCUCCAGCCGGCCAGGUUUCAUUUCUUUUGCAAUUUUUUAGCCUUUUUUCUGUGUCCCCCCCCCCCACCCCCUUCCAAAACGUUCACCCACAUCUGCGUGAGACACAAUCGCGAUCCGAUACCGACACCACCCCCCCCCCCCCAAUACAACUCGGUAUCUCAGUUCCUCAGGUUUUAGCCUCGAGCACAGGGUUCCUUUCCCCCCUUCCCCAGGUGCCUGGGGGGGUCCCUUGCUGGUGGGACACCCCCCCCCCCUUUUUUUUUUUUUGCUUGGGGAAGUGGCGAUCUCAGGGGAUUUGGGGUUUUUCCAGCUUUCUCACCCCCACCCCCCUCCAGCCUUUUUUCCCCCCUCUCCAGAGCUGGAAAUGCCCUUUGGUGGCUCCGUGGACCCCCGUCUUUUUUUUGGGGGGGGGCCACGGGGUCUCUGUCCGGCUUCUGCUGCUGUUAGGAUCCAGCCCAGCUCCCCGGAAGGAGAAAUCCCAGGGGGAGGUUUCUUGUGCCCAGGGUGGGCGUUAGAUUUUCUUAGCGAGUUUUUGCAUUUGUACAGUCACUGUUUUGGGUUGGUUUUUUUUUUUUUUUUAAUUAUUUUUAUUCCCCCCUCCUUCCUCUUCCCUCCCCCUCUUUUUUUUUUUUUGAGAGCGUAUUACCUUCCACUUUAUUUUUCUUUUUGCAUAUCGAUUUAAAAAAAAGAAAAAAAGAAAAAAAAAAAGCCUAAAUCAGUUUCUCUGGGGUUUGGAAAGAAAAAAAAGGAACGGACACAGCUGCAGAUGCAUUUACCCAGCAUGCAUAUCUUAACUCAGGUAAAAAAUGAAAAAGAAAAAAAACCACAAAAGACAAAAAAAAGAAAAAGAAUAAAAACCACAUUCUACCUCUGAGAGCGGCGGCCUCGGGCGCACCCAGGCCCCCGGUGAAAUAUUUCAGUUUUGCAAACAUUCAGGUAUUGAAACUUUUGAUUAUUAUUAAAAAAAAAAAAGAUAAAAUAAAAUAAAAA